This is a messenger RNA of Microbotryum saponariae, 1590 nucleotides long. NCBI's taxonomy places the organism in Eukaryota, Fungi, Basidiomycota, Microbotryomycetes, Microbotryales, Microbotryaceae. The record is from the annotation of a GenBank genome assembly.
AUGCCGCCCCGUAUUCGAUCACUCACUCCCGAGUCAGACGAUGACGAUGACGUGUCCAUGAUGACCUCAUCGUCACCACAACGCAAGCCGACAACGCCCGCAGACGGCCCCGCGACACGUCCUCCCGUCGCUUCGACUGUAACUGCGACUUCAGCUGCGACGGCUGGCAUAACACUACCUCAGACCCAUGACGACGACGAUGAUGAGCUAUCAUCUUUACAGUCGUCUGCGGAGGAAGACGAAGAGGAAGAGGAAGAUGAUGUGGAGGACGAUGAAGACAAGCAAGUCUCCCCCGCCACUUCACGGAGUCGCAAGACGGUCCCGCAAUACAAGGACGAUGACGAGGCCAGCACCUCCUCCGAGGAAGAAGACCAACUCGACGACGACGACGACGAUGACCAGGACGGAGCGGCGUACUCUGAUGAUGAUGAAGAGGACGAGCUUUUUGACGAGGAGGAGGAGGAGUUCGCGAGGGCUAGGAAUGCUGCGGGUGGAUCUCGUUCGAGAGCAUCAUCGACGAUCAAGUCCAGUCCUGCCAAAGUUACAGGAGCGGGGAUGAAGAUCAAAUUCAAGCUCGGGGGAGGUGCAGGGGCGAGCGCGAGUGCGAGCCCAAGUGGGGGCAGGGCGACCGUCUUGUCCGGUGGGGGCGGCAAGGCCAAGAAGGGUGGCAGUAGCUCCAAGAGCAGCAAAUCGAAGGGGAAAAAACGCGCUCGUACGUUGUGAAACGGUGCUCUAAUGCUCGAGACGUGACGAUUGACUUCAUGAGCUCCGCGGCCACAGACGACGACAUCUCCGACAUCUCCGACGACGAUGCAGGCGACCCUUCCUUCUCUGACGGGUCGUCCGUCAACUCGGGAAGCCGACUUACGGCUCGUCAAAGGGCAAAAGAAAUGGGUGGAGAACACGGGAUGGAGUUGGAGUCUUUGUCGAAUGGUGAGGGAGCAUCUGGUCUGGCCAGUCGGAUCCCCGUGGGGAUUGAUUUCUCGCGUGAUGCUGAUGCACGAUCCUGUCUCGCGCUCUCACGGCCAGACAUCAUACCAAGGAACAAGGUCAAGCUUACGGAUGCCGAGGCUGCACUUCGACGAUCCGAGAACCUUAGGAAGCGCCGUUCUCAAGCUUACAAGAAGCUCGAUGACGAGGUGAGCUAGCGUUGCCUCACGCUCCCAUUCGAUCUUUUGUCCAGAAAUGCUCAUAGCCGCUUCGUUUUCCCCUCCGUCCGAACGCUAGAAAACGGAAACAAUCAAUCGACUGCUCAAGAAACAAGUUGGUCGUCAAAACAACCGGGGUGGCAAAGCCUCGGCCAAGAAUGCCGGUCAGCCCAACAACCUCUCCCAUGCGGACGCUGUGGGUCCACGCACGCCGGGCGCGACGCUGGAAGCCGCAAGACCGCCAACGGGGUUGCGAUGGGUUAGUUCGAUCAAGACUGGCGAGUUUAAGAAUGUCUUGAUGCUGCCUGUGGGCAUCGUCGAGGGGUUUGGAGCGGAUCCCAAGGUGUUCAAGGGAUACCCUGGGCCGAGGCCUCCACCUCAGUCGAGGGACUUGAGGCAGUUGGACAAGACGGCGCCUGCGUCGGUACAACCAGUGGCUUGA